Morus notabilis is the source of this 1878-nucleotide messenger RNA. RefSeq names its product probable bifunctional methylthioribulose-1-phosphate dehydratase/enolase-phosphatase E1. Gene Ontology annotation, cellular component: cytoplasm. The record is from RefSeq and is a predicted model, not a curated record. Bases 80 to 1711 code for a protein of 543 amino acids. NCBI's taxonomy places the organism in Eukaryota, Viridiplantae, Streptophyta, Magnoliopsida, Rosales, Moraceae. Gene Ontology annotation, molecular function: magnesium ion binding; acireductone synthase activity. The transcript is spliced from 13 exons.
ACUUCCCUUCUGAAACUAGCCUAGUUUUUAAGCUCACUACAUUCUCUCUCUAAACCAGAGUUUCUCUCUCUAGAAAGAAAUGGCGGCGGCGGCGGCGGCGGCUGUGAAUGGAGUGAAGUUGGGGUCGACGUCGCAGGCGUACCUGGAGGGCAAGGCGGUGAAGGAGACGAGGGUUCUGAUAGCGGAGCUCUGCCGGCAAUUCUACACCCUCGGAUGGGUGUCGGGGACAGGUGGCAGCAUCACAAUCAAGGUCACCGAUGACACUAUUCCCAAGCCCCAACAGCUCAUCCUCAUGUCUCCCUCUGGUGUUCAGAAGGAAAGAAUGGUCCCCGAGGAUAUGUAUGUAUUGUCUCCAAAUGGGGCUAUCUUGUCUGCUCCAUCUCCAAAGCCGUACCCACAUAAGCCUCCGAAAUGUUCCGAUUGUGGUCCACUUUUUAUGAAGAAAGCCAAGAGCCGAUUGGUAUCGUGGGAAAAGAGAUCAAGGAAUCUAAAAGGCAAGGCAUAUGAAAUGCGUAAUGCUGGAGCCGUUAUUCAUAGCCAUGGUAUCGAAUCUUGUCUUGUCACAAUGAUCAAUCCACAAGCAAAGGAAUUUAGGAUUACUCAUAUGGAGAUGAUCAAAGGAAUACAAGGGCAUGGUUAUUAUGAUGAACUUGUGGUCCCUAUAAUAGAGAACACUGCCUAUGAAUACGAGCUUACAGAAUCUCUUGCCAAAGCUAUUGAAGCCUACCCAAAAACAACAGCUGUACUUGUUCGCAACCAUGGCAUCUAUGUAUGGGGAGACUCAUGGAUCAGUGCGAAAACUCAGGCCGAAUGUUAUCACUAUCUCUUUGAUGCUGCAAUCAAACUCAAUCAGCUGGGUCUGGAUUGGUCCACUCCAAACCAUGGUCCAAUUCAAAAUCUUAAAGGAGAUUUCAGAAGUUGCGUGAACAGAAACAUAUCUGUCAAGGCAGGGACUGAAGGUUCAAAUACUGAAUUUGAGCGACGUUUUGUUGUUCUUGACAUUGAGGGAACUACAACUCCGAUAUCGUUUGUUACUGAUGUUCUCUUUCCGUAUGCCCGUGAUAAUGUUGCAAGGCACUUGUCUGCGACAUACGACACUGCAGAAACCAAAGAUGACAUAGAAUUGCUGCGUUCUCAAGUUCAAGAUGACUUAAAAAACGGUGUUAGUGGUGCUGUUCCUGUCCCCUCUGAUGAUGCAGGUAAAGAGGCAGUUAUUGCAGCUUUGGUUGCUAAUGUGGAAGCCAUGAUAAAAGCUGAUCGGAAGAUCACGGCCCUAAAACAAUUGCAAGGUCAUAUAUGGCGAACCGGAUUUGAAAAUAAUGAAUUGGAGGGCGUAGUUUUUGAGGAUGUACCAGAAGCUCUUGCCAGAUGGCAUGGUUCAGGCAUAAAGGUAUACAUUUACUCAAGUGGUAGCAGAUUGGCUCAAAGGCUUAUUUUUGGCAACACAAAAUACGGGGAUCUUAGGGAAUUUUUGUCUGGAUUUUUCGACACUGCAGUGGGGAACAAAAGAGAAACCCGUAGUUACGUUGAAAUUGCACAAUCUCUUGGGGUUGAUAAGCCAUCAGAAAUUUUAUUCGUGACGGAUGUCUUUCAAGAAGCAGUGGCGGCAAAGGCUGCAGGAUUGGAAGUCAUUGUAUCUGUCCGACCAGGAAAUGGACCUCUUCCAGAGAAUCAUGGCUUCAAGACGAUCAGUUCCUUCUUGGAAAUUUGAGAGCAAAUAUGUCCUUUUCCCAUGAUAAAUAAACCACAUGUAUUUAUGAGUUAAUAAAUAAAUAAAUAAACCGGGUGACAAAAACUUUCGUGUUCAAUGACUUUGUCCCACUCUCUUGUUCUGAUGGAAAGUAAAGUAUGGUUCAUUGUGGCCUAGUUUUGGUGCCA